AAUGAUGGCCAUCAUACUAUUGGUAACGACCAUGUUGCAACUGCCUGCGCCCACACACCAGGGCUACGAAGAGGAUCUAAGGGCCGAUUUCAGAGUUACACUCCAUGUGGACGACAGUGAGCUGUACGGAGACGGCGACGAAGCGAUGAGAAGCCAGUUCUUAGACGAGGAUAAGUUCGCCAAAAGCAUGUGUCCGGUGGGAGAGGACGACUGCCACGAGAACGCUAUGCUUCAGGCGGCGCCCGACACCAAAACGCCGGCCGAAAAAAUCAAAGAGAAACUCAAUCGCCAUAAGCAGUACGAGAAGGCCAUGAAAGACGGCGAGGCUCAGGCGCAGAAGGAGCUCAAGGCUGCCGGCAAAGCCGACGAGUGGGGCGGCUUUUUGCCACCCAACAUGAUCAAAGGGACCACGCUCACGCAAACCAACGAGACUAAAGCCGGGUCUAAGCCCCGAGCGAAUGCUCACGCUAAAGGCGCGCCCAAAAAAGGAAAUCCCAAAAAAGGAAAGGGGAAAGAAGGCAAAUCAGAUGAAAAAGAGGAUAAAGUUUUAAAAGCGGAGAAACCAGAAGAGGAAACAGAGGAUAAAGCGUUAAAAGCAGAGAAACCAGAGGAGAAAACAGAGGAUAAAGCGUUAAAAGCAGAGAAACCAGAGGAGAAACCAGAGGAUAAAGCGUUAAAAGCAGAGAAACCAGAGGAGAAAACAGAGGAUAAAGCGUUAAAAGCGGAGAAACCAGAGGAGAAAACAGAGGAUAAAGCGUUAAAAGCGGAGAAACCAGAAGAGAAAACAGAGGAUAAAGCGUUAAAAGCCGAAAAACCAGAGGAGAAAAAAGAGGAUAAAGUUUUAAAAGCGGAGAAAAAAGAUGAGAAAAAAGCGGAGAAAAAAGCGGAUAAAAAGGAGAAAAAAGAUGAGAAAAAGGAGAAAAAAGAUGAGAAAAAGGAUAAAAAAGAGGAGAAAAAAGCGGACAAAAAAGUGGAGAAAAAAGAUGACAAAAAAGAUGACAAAAAAGCUGGUAAAGGGGUUAAGGUUGAAGUCAAAGUCAAAAAUAUUGUGAUCCAUCAACAACUGACCAUGGUGGAAACACGGACCAGAAUGAUGGCCAGCAUAUUAUUGGUAACGACCAUGUUGCAACUGCCUGCGCCCACACACCAAAACUACGAGGCGGAAAUAAUGGCCGAGAUCAGAGGUAAUAUGCAUCCUCGCGGCCAUAACGAGCUGUCGGAGUGGGACGACGAGCCCUACAGAGUCCGGUCCUACUGGGCGGACGAUGACGAGGACAGUAUGCUUCAGGCGGCGCCCGGCGGCAACAAAAAGCAGGCCGAGAAACAAAAACGCGACCAGCAGUACGAGAAGGCCAUGAAAGACGGCGAGAGUCACGCCCACAAGGAUCUAAAGGCGGCCGGCGGUGCCGACCCGUACGGCGGCUUUUUGUUACCCCAAACAGACGACGGCAAACACCCCCAUAAAGCCGGAUCUAAGCCCAGAGCUAAUGCUCAUGCUAAAGGCCCACCCAAAAAAGGAAAGGGAAAAGGAGGCAAAUCCGGUAAAAUAAAUGAUGAUGGUGAUGAGGUCGAGAUAUCGAUGUCAUAGGCAGCUUCUGCACCCUAAUAAAGCAUUAUGGCUUUUGUCGGAGUUUAA
This is a messenger RNA of Medioppia subpectinata, 1636 nucleotides long. NCBI's taxonomy places the organism in Eukaryota, Metazoa, Arthropoda, Arachnida, Sarcoptiformes, Oppiidae. The record is from the annotation of a GenBank genome assembly.